Messenger RNA from Calypte anna (Anna's hummingbird), 6191 nucleotides. It is a transcript of the gene HACD1, whose product is annotated as 3-hydroxyacyl-CoA dehydratase 1. The record is from RefSeq and is a predicted model, not a curated record. NCBI's taxonomy places the organism in Eukaryota, Metazoa, Chordata, Aves, Apodiformes, Trochilidae. Gene Ontology annotation, cellular component: endoplasmic reticulum membrane. Gene Ontology annotation, molecular function: phosphatase activity; 3-hydroxyacyl-CoA dehydratase activity. Gene Ontology annotation, biological process: sphingolipid biosynthetic process; dephosphorylation; fatty acid elongation. The coding region runs from base 136 to 867 and encodes 243 amino acids. The transcript is spliced from 7 exons.
GGGCGGCGGCCGCCGAGGAAGACAGAUGGGGUGAGAGACAGCGAGAGGUCCGGCUGUCAGCGCGACCUCGGCCCCGCCACGGAGGGAGCCCCUCCUCCCGCGCUGUGCGCUGCUCGCUCCCUGUCCCGGGGAACCAUGGCGUCCAGCGAGGAGGACGGAGGCGGCAACGGCGCGGUGGAGGAGAAGGAGAAUGGCAAGAAGAGGAGGCUGGGCGCCCUGGCCACUGCCUGGCUCAUCUUCUACAACGUCGCCAUGACCGCGGGGUGGCUGGUAUUAGGUAUUGCCAUGGUGCGGUUUUAUGUACAGAAAGGAACACAUAGAGGCUUAUUCAGAAGCGUUCAAAAGACGCUUAAAUUUUUCCAGACAUUUGCUUUGCUUGAGGUAGUCCACUGUGCAGUUGUUCGCACAUCUGUGCUUGUGACUGGGGUCCAAGUGAGUUCAAGAAUCUUCAUGGUGUGGUUCAUUGCACAUAGUAUAAAACAGAUCCAGAAUGAGGAGAGCGUUAUACUUUUUCUGGUCGUAUGGACUGUGACAGAGAUUACUCGAUAUUCCUUCUACACAUUCAACCUGCUCAACCAUUUGCCAUACUUCAUUAAAUGGGCCAGAUACAACUUUUUUAUCGUUUUGUAUCCUGCUGGAGUUGCAGGUGAACUGCUAACCAUAUACGCUGCUUUACCCUAUGUGAAGAAAACAGGGAUGUUUUCACUGAGACUUCCCAACAAAUACAAUGUCUCCUUUGACUACUAUUACUUCCUUAUUAUUGUCAUGUUAUCCUACGUACCAUUAUUUCCACAGCUCUACUUCCAUAUGCUACGGCAGAGAAGAAGGGUGCUUCAUGGAGAAGUAAUUGUGGAAAAGGACGACUGAAUCAAGCUGUGUAACUAUGGUGCUUUUAGUGGAAAAAAAGAGGGUAAAAACCGAAAUUUCCUAUGAUUUUUCUGAGUCCAAGUUUUAAAACAUGGAACAAGAAUAAACAACUGUUCAUAAAAUAGCAUGGACUGUAUUAUUUUUACAAUUAAUUUAUAUUCAGAUGAACCUUUUCAUCCUUGGUUUCACUUUGAUUUUUAGUUGAUCCUAUCUUCAGAUUAAUUAUUUUCUUAUUUUCAAUAGGUUCACAAAUAGAUUUAAGAAUUGGGUUAGCUGGCUACUGUACUUUCUGUUCUGAGAGGUCUGUUAUGAUCUUUAGUAAUCAACAAGAACAGGAGAGUUGAUAAGUUGCACUGAAAGUGAGUCUUCUGGAAAACAGAGCACAAUUAGGUAAUAAAGUUUUUCAUAGACUAUGUGGCUUAAAUGUUAUUUAAGCUGUGUAUUAAAUAAUACCUUUCCAGUUAUAAGUUCUGUUAGCAUCUUGUUCAAUAUAUUUGGAAAUACAGGAUCACACUGUAGAAUUCCAGAAUGACUAUUGAGAAGAGCUGUAUUCUUGAUUGUCAGUGCAAAUUUAGAUCUCUCUGUAUUUCUAUUUGUAUUUUUAAAGAUACGUAGAAUAAUAGAUAUAAUAUUAGCUGGUUAAAAGUUUGUGCUAAGAAGUAGACUCAAUGUGCCCACCUUCCUCUGGUCAGGGGCUGGAACAGGAAUCAUUUGCAGAGGAAGGAUGAUGGUCAGCAUGUUUCCUAUUCUACCUUAACAUAUUUAUGAAGAAAAAAUAUGCUAUUGCAUUUAGCAGCUACAUCUAUAGUGAGAUAUUUAUCUUCUUAUAAAUAGCUAUGUGGGAUAAAGUAUAACUGAAGUAGUGUCUUAAAAUAUAAAUUGUGCUUUGAAUCAUCCCAUUGUGCAAUUUUAAUUGCUCCCUCCCCAUUAAUUGUUUGUACUGUGUUGACCUAGUUCUAUGUAAUGCAUUCAAUAAACUGCAAGAGGGAUCUACAGUAUAUUAAUAAAAGUUAAAAAUGAUACUACAGUAUUUGAUACCUGAGUGAGAGAGGUCCAAUAAAUGGAUUAAAUGUAGACAAGAAUUAGAGGCAGCCUGAAAGAUUCAGAUAAAAGGUAAUGCACUUGAGGAAACUUGGACAAUUACUGGGAAAGAGAGAAGAUUGAAAAGUAACAAUGUAGUAAGAACCCUUGAUGAUGUUGGCAACGAAAUUGCCUUUGGCAUCAGUAAUGUUAAAGGAAAAGUACAUAUGCAGAAUUUCUACAUCAGGCAGCUGGAAAUCAAAAUACUCCUUGUGACUGCUGAAGUAAUUUCUGGAGUUUGGUCUUAGAUUUUGUUUAUCUCAGGAGUGAAGAACUGGGUCAAUCUUCUGAAAAGUCAGAGAACAGUAACAAAAUUAGUUAAAGUGAGAAGGAAGUCGGAAAGACUGAAUCUUGAAGUGUGUAAAAUUUUUUGUCAUGUGACAAAAGCAUGUAAAAGAAGAGGUUUUCUAAGUAUGAAUGUGUAACUAGAACUGGUUAUAUAAAACUAGAACAAGGAAAAUAUCCAGUGAGUAUCAGGAGAAUGAUCUUACCCAUGAGACCAGUUAGGUUAUGGAAUGACUCGGUAGGGCUUUUCAAUGCAUACAGUUUCUUGGAAGGUUUUAAGUUAGACAUAAUGCAAUAUUGGAAAGCAAUCUUCCUUUGGCAACGAUUUGAACUACAUAGGCAGUUUCCAUUUGUAGCUUCAAUGAUUCUACGAUCAUUCAGCUUUUUGAAAAUUGUAGAUACUCCUUUUUCUGGUAUAUCUGGUAAUUUGAUGAAAAAGCGAGGAUGUACUAUAUCCCUGACUUUCUAAUUCCAUUUUGUGCCUCAAAUUUGUGAUAGUUAUGCAUGUCUUCAUUACAUGUAAAUUAGUUUCCUUUUAAAAGAAGGUGCAUAGUGGACUUCAGAUAGUUGGUGUAAUCUUUGUAUUUUUAGAAUAAGUUUCACACAAGGUGCUAUAAUUUAACUUAUUCUCUGAUCUAUAUGCAGCUACAAUUAUUCAAAGUUUAAAAUAUAACCUACAUUUGCAACACUGAAUUACAAAAUAGUGGUGUUGCAAAUGUUUAGACUAGCAGUUACAUUUGUCUGAAAUUCUAAGAGUACUGUUUUAUAAACUUCACUUGAUUUUUGAUCCAUGAGGAACAUCAUGGCAGUUUUUAGAAAUAUUUCUCAGUUAGCAACCAGAGAAGUAUGAUGAAAUAUGGGCAACUAAGAUUAAGACUAAGUUCUGUGUUUCUUUUUUUUACUGUCAGGGCAGCUCAGUGAAGACCACAUCUAUCAGUUCAUUGAAAAUGCUUUGGAUACUUUAGGGAUGUGUUUUUUGAAUCCUUCAUCAGAGGAGUGUAUCACACAAAUACUAUUUCUGUAACAAAAGGAACACCUGCACUCUAGUAAUAUAUUUUAAUUGUGGCUUAAGGAUAUUAUGUGUCAGUUAAGGAUCUGCUUUUAUAUCCUUUUGUACAUACGACAUGAAAAAAUAAAUACGGCGCUGUUUGCUAAAAUCUUGAGUUUGCACUUCCGUAAAGCAACAGUGAACAAGGUAAUGAUAGAUUCAAAAAAGUUAUUUACAGCCACAGAAGAGUCUUGCUAAAUGAUAAGUAAAAAAAAGCUAAAAAUUACUUACAGUACUGCAUUCAGUGUUUCAUAGACUAGAGAGGUUGCCAUGUAGAUUAAUAUGCAUGCCAAGUACUUCAAAAUGAACAGGCGUCAUGUUCUUGUUUUAACUGAAACCUUUCACUGAAGCUUCAAUGUAUACAUUUUAUUUUAAUAUAAUCUCAAAGGUAGUGUGAAUUACAGGUAAAAUCCUAUUGCUAUUUACUUCAGAUGGGCCAGAAUUUUAUCUUAGGCAGGCUACUUAAACUUCAGUAUAACAGCAUUGCAACACUUAGCUUGUCAAAUGAAUGUAAGAAGUUAAGGAUAAUUUCCACAUGGUGCUCUCUUUCCAACUUCUUUUUCACAUCUGUCUGUUUUUGUCUUCUUCUCUACAAUAUUCCUAGUUUUCUAAAGGAUUGAAUUCCUCCUGUUUAUGGAAGUUUAGGAAUGUGUUCAAACAUCAGCAUCUUUUAUGUUUUGAUGUAGUCUUUAACAAAUUGUGUGUUUUCUUAGUUGUUCUGUAUGUGCCCUCUGGAAUGGAUUAUAAAUAGCAUGACCUUCCGAAGCUUCUUUUUAAAAUGAAAAUACAUAGUAAAAUGCAUUUGUAGGGUGAUUCCUGAUCAUCAGGUUCCCUAUUAUUGGUAGUAGCAUAAAAACACUGCCCUUGUUAUAAACUCCAGCUGAAAGCAGUUGAAUUUUUUGAGGUUCCCCCAAAACUCACAUACUGCUCCCACUGGGAAAGGCUGUUCAGGGCCAGAUGGGAUGAAUCACCUCAUUUCACAGCUCUGUCCAGAAUGGCUGGAGGUCAGAUCUGGGUCUCCAGGCAUGGGCAGUACAAAGCAGUAUGAGAAAUUGCAUCUUCCACAUUAGCUGCCAAGGGGGUCACUGAGGCCAUUGUGAACAGUAGCUGCCAGACGUGAUUUCUCUCACCUCUCACUACGCAGGAUGUGAGAAGGGAGAAAGCUUAACAUGUUCUCAUACCUUCUCCCUGGGGAGCUUGUGAAAUCAGCUGGGAGGAUCUCUGUGCACAAAGGGUGUGUCACAGAAAAAGGUCUUUUCUGCUCUACUCAGCUAUCUUAUUACUAUCUAUCUGCCUUUAUUUCUUGAAAUACUGCUGUGCCAAGAUAGCUAUGCCACGCUGGUUUCAGAAGUGUAGUGCAAAUUUGACAGCCUUAGAGAAAUGGUCCAGUGUGCUGCUUCUAGUUCCCAUUGAACUUAACAUUUAGCUGUUUUCAUAAUAAUUGUAAUGACUAGUUAAUAGGGAGGUGCAUGGAGACCUCUUCUGUGAUCAAUGGGAACUGCCUUUUCUUAUACAGAAAGAAGUACAUGUAUUUUAAAUCUAGGUCUAGCUACUGCUCUGACUGUGGUACUUGCAGCCUUCACAGUACCUUACUUUAGUGGAUAUUGAAUAUUUAUAUGAUUACUAAAUAAACUAGAGUGAAAGCAAGUUACAACCAUUACAAUAAAUCAUAAUUUAAGGUAGUUACUACAUGAACAAUUUUUAUGAGUUCAGCUUUUACUUAAUCUACAUUAGGGAAAAAAGAGACUGAAAGUUAAUACAAGUAAGUGUAUUUUAACUCUUGCACUAGGCAUGAGAGCUUAAUAAAGCAAAAUUUUCAGGCAAACUGGUUGCAGUUGUUUAUAAAGAAGUGGUUAAAUGUGUUUUUGAACAAAAAGGUUGAAAGCUUCUCUGAAAAUUAUAUUUUAUAGCAUAAUUUAUAUUUUAAAAUGUGCUCAGAGUUACUGUAUUAUUUACUACAGUUUACAAUUAAAAUUCAUGCUGAACAUACACUUUUUAUGGAUUAUUAACUGUAGCACAUUAAAAUGUUACAUUCUAUGUCUGUUACAAUGACUAAGGAACAAACACCUCCUGUUUCUGCAAAGCUCUGUGUUCUCAUGCUCAAAUGAUUUGCAGUAUUAUUAGGCACUAAUAAGCUUUGCAAGGCUGUUGAAGUAUCAGGUUAAUGUAGCUCCUCAAAACUCAGUUUCCUGACAGCACAUCUUAAUAGUGGAUGCUAUGUUUGGUCCAGUGUCUGGUACUGGACACCACUGGUGCCAUUCUGGGGACCUUGAGUGUCUUCAGUAGGACUGAAGGCUUUGCAGAUAUUGAUUAAGUGAUUUAUCCUUCUGGAUUAACACAAGACUGAGAAGACCUGUCUUGUGAACUUCUAAGUCAGAAAAGUAAGUCUGACAAAUGAAUUAAAGCUGUACCAAGGUAAACUGGAGAACCUGGAUGCUGGAAAGCUUUAGCCCUCUCAUAGGAACGUGCUGUCAAGCUCAGGCCUACACCUGCUUUUGAAUUCUAAAAUGUCACGUUGUACCAACUGAAAUAUAUUGUCCUUUUAUUCACAGCUUGCUUUCUUUUGUGUUCAGUCUUGAAUGUUUUUUAUGUCCUCUCAGUUGACAGUUUUGUAAAAGUGUAAGUACAGAAAUACUUAUUGAAGUGUAUCAUGUCUAGAAUUGUACUUAUAAAGUGUCUUAAUACUGUAAAUGCACCACAGCUGCUCAUUAUUGUUAUUUUUUCUGAAAUCAAUUAACAUUAGCAGUUUACACACACAGGAAAACAACACAAUAUGGUACUUUUAAUAACUUAUUUAUUUGCAAAUGUUAUAAGAUUUGUUGAGCUACAGAUCCAGAUACUUGUUUUAGAGAUUGUUUAUACUAUAGCACUGUAGAAAUUAAUCAUCAAUUAAAAGACAUGUUCUAAACUG